AUGAGUCGCAACUACUCGAACAGCGUGUUCAUCGGGAACCUGACCUACGACACGACGCCGGAGGACCUGCGGCAGCUGUUUGGGGAGGUGGGACACGUGGUGCGCGCGGACAUCAUCACGUCGCGUGGGCAUCACCGUGGGAUGGGCACGGUGGAGUAUACCAACGCACAGGACGUCGACGAGGCGAUCCGGCGCUUCAACGGGAUGGACUUCAUGCACCGCGAGCUCUUUGUGCGACGUGACAACCCACCGCCGGUGGGCGAGCGGCGCGAGCGGAGGGGCCCGGGGCCUCUGCCCCGCCGUACCCAUCCGGGGGGAUUCGAGAUCUUUGUUGCAAACCUGCCGUACUCCAUCAGCUGGCAGACGCUGAAAGACAUGUUCAAGGAGUGUAGCGAGGUCAUACACGCGGAUGUGUCUGUCGACGCGGACGGCUACUCGCGCGGGUUUGGCACCGUGUAUGUGACCACGAGGGAGAACCAGAUCGCGGCGAUUGAAAGGUGGAACGGGUACGAGCUCGAGGGCAGAAUCCUUGAGGUACGCGAAGGCAAGGGUACGGAUGUCGGUUCUGCAGGACGUGGCGAUUCCUACGUACCCAAACAGAUCCCGUCCUAUGACUACGAUGGCGAGUACCGUGGCACUGAGGUACGCGCGGAACUUCCUCAUUCAGAAAAUGCCAGCGUAUCUGUAUCAGGAAAGGCGUCUCCGGAGUAUGAACAGUAUACCCCUUCGGACGUCGAGUUUACUUCCAAGGCAGCUCCGGGCGGCGCGAAGAAUAGAAUCAUCUACUGCGAGAACAUGCCGCUGGCCACUGCCGAGUCAGACUUGUAUGAUUUGUUCGAAACGGCAGGCAAGGUUCUCAGAGCGAACCUGCAAUACGAUUCAGAAGGCAAUCCGACAGGCUCCUCAGUGUGUGAGUUUGAAACCGUAGCGGACGCGCAAGAAUGUAUUGAGAGAUUGAACAACUAUCACUAUGGUGGCUGUGACCUGAAAAUGUCUUACGCAAGCUACGCAUAG
Molecule: messenger RNA, 1014 nt
Organism: Eremothecium gossypii ATCC 10895
Lineage: Eukaryota; Fungi; Ascomycota; Saccharomycetes; Saccharomycetales; Saccharomycetaceae
Product: RNA-binding protein
Exons: 1
Coding region: 1-1014 (337 amino acids)
Biological process (GO): regulation of mRNA stability involved in response to oxidative stress
Cellular component (GO): post-mRNA release spliceosomal complex; cytoplasm; nucleus
Molecular function (GO): mRNA binding
Source: RefSeq, marked provisional